Molecule: messenger RNA, 1242 nt
Organism: Paramecium tetraurelia
Lineage: Eukaryota; Ciliophora; Oligohymenophorea; Peniculida; Parameciidae
Exons: 2
Biological process (GO): activation of GTPase activity
Molecular function (GO): GTPase activator activity
Source: RefSeq, a predicted model, not a curated record
AUGGGAAAUAUUUGUAAUAGCGAAUAAACAGAUGAAAAGUUAAGUAAAUCCUUAAAAAAUACUUAUUAUUCAGAAAUUGAAGACUAACCAUAUGCUCCUAUCAAGCCAAUUGUAUUUAAGAGAAAAUAUUAUUAGAUUUAAAAUAAAAUUGAUAGAGAAAAUAAUUUGUAGAUUGGUGUUUGUUUUGAUAAAUCUGAAAUUGUAAACUAAGAAAUAUGCAUUUAACUUUGGGAUGGUUUAGUAGGGAAUCCAGACCGCCAAAUUUCAGGUGGUCCUGGUGAUUUAUAAAAAGCUUUAUAUGCAAUACAUAAAAACGAGCCUGAACGUUUUGCAGAAGUUUUAGAAUAUGCAGGAGGUGGAUAAAUAAGAUGGUUUGUUUGGAAAACUUUGUUAUAUAGUAACAUUAAACAAAAACACAAGGCAAUGAAAAUUAGAUAAACUGAAAGAUUAUCAAUAGUUGAAAGAGAUGUGAAAAGAACUUUUCCAAACCAUCCCUUUUUUUAAUUGGAAUCUUAAAGUUCCCAAUUAUUGAGUUAAUUGUUAAAUUUGGUUGGAGCAACUUUUAAGGGAAUAGGGUAUACUUAGGGAAUGAAUUUCAUCUUAGCAUUAAUGUUAAUGUAAUCAGGUGGAAAUAUUGAGGAAACUUGGUCUGCUUCUUUUCUGAUGUUUUAUUGCUCAAAAUGGAUGCUUUAUGCAAUUUAUAUGACUGAAUUUCCUUUAAUGAGACUAAUUUGUAGUGUAACUAAAGAGAUUCUUAAAGAAUAAGAUGUCCAAUUGUACAAUCAUUAUAUGAAGUUAGAUAUUGACGAUUCUUAUUUGUUAUGCAAAUGGAUAUUUACUUUAUAUUUGUACAAUAUCCCAAAAUAAGCUUGUCUUAAUUUUUGGGAUAUAAUUUUUUAGAAAGGCAUUUUCAUUAUGUCAUCUAUUAAUUGCUAAUUGCUAAUCUCAAUCAGAAGUUCAAUUUUAAGUUUCAAGAAUUCAACUCAAUUUUUGGAAUAUGCUCAAGAAUUGCAAUAGAACUCAAUAUGUUAAAACUACAAAAAUAUUAAAACUAAUGCCUUAAAGACAAUCCCAUAAAAAAAAACUAUUCUUCUUUGUGUUAAUUCUAUCAAAGAUUAAUAUGAAAAGAAUGUUCCAGCAUAGGAAUAUUUUUAAUUAUUAAUAGAUAAUUCAUAAAAAUCAGAUUUUGAAAAAAAAUACUAAAAUUGGAUGGAGAAUCACAUAUACCAUAAUUCAAAUUGA